Messenger RNA from Punica granatum (pomegranate), 1733 nucleotides. The record is from RefSeq and is a predicted model, not a curated record. Lineage: Eukaryota; Viridiplantae; Streptophyta; Magnoliopsida; Myrtales; Lythraceae.
CUAUUUCAAACAUUAAUUUUUUUAAUUUUAGCAAUUUCAUAAUUGUUAUCUCCUAAAUACUUGAAGUUAUAUAAAAUUAUUUUUUUUCAGCCAUUAUAUUUCAACGCCUAUAUAUCAGCAACGACAAUACUCUAAAACCAAGCCUUAACGAAAUAAUAAGGGCCAGUUCAAAACAAAUGCGAUAAUCGGGGGAGUAUUUUGCAACUCAUCGUCUUCCUUGUAAAUGAUAGUCCAACCUCUGGCCCUGUUCUCGUUUUCUUUCCGCACCAAACCAACCGCCAUGGAAGCACAACCUCCUCCUCAAGGGUACAGAAGAAAUGCGGGCAUCUGCCUCAUCAAUUCAUCUAACAAGAUAUUUUCUGCCUCAAGGCUCAGUCACCCUGAAAUUUGGCAGAUGCCCCAGGGGGGUAUCGAUGAAGGUGAGGAUCCAAAAGCUGCUGCUUUCAGGGAGUUGAGGGAGGAGACUGGAGUCAGUUCUGCAGAAAUUCUUGCAGAGGUUCCAUAUUGGUUGACGUAUGAUUUCCCACCCGAGAGUAGGAAAGAGCUCAAAAUCAGAUGGGGUACCGACUAUAAAGGCCAAGCGCAGAAGUGGUUCCUCUUUAAGUUUACUGGCAAAGAAGAGGAAAUCAAUCUUUUGGGGGAUGGAACUGAGAAGCCCGAGUUCGGGAAGUGGUCGUGGAUGUCGCCCGAGCAAGUCCUUGAGCUUGUAGUAGACAUGAAGAAGCCCGUCUAUAAGGAAGUUUUGAGUUUCUUCGCUCCAUAUCUCCAAGAGCAGCUUUGAAGCCCCAGAAGAUCUUUUCAUGCUUGGUAAGAUUUUAGAACAGUUUCCCACUAAUUUAUUUGGAAUUUGUCUCCAAGAACAGCUUUGAAUUUCAGGUGUUUUGCAGCGACUAAGAUCGGAGAUCUUCAUCCUAUUCGAUGUUUCAUAUUUCUAUUGCAGCCUUCCAGCAGUUGAAUCACUAUCAUAUGCCAAUCUGUCUUGAAAGACAGAGAGUCUUUAGAACUUGCUCGGCCUUUCAGCUGAUGUCGAGAAAAAUUCUUCGAUUCAUAAUCAGACAGUCUUUGGACAACUUUCUGAGAACCGUUCGAUGUUACAUGAUCGGCAGAAGAUCAGAAAUCAUAGGAAUUCUCAUACAAAGCAAUCAGCAAAACCACUUACAAGAUCAAGACUGCACGAACCAAAUCCGACCCAAGAUCAAACCCAAAGGCAGAAAUAGUUCAGUGUCACUCAACUUUCUAUGACUGGAAAACGGUCCCGAGGCCCAUUUUUUGAUGGUCCAAGAGACGAAGGAACACAUCUAUCCCUAUUCAUACCCUUCAUUAAUUCCGACAAUUUCUCGAUCUCUUCAGUCACAACCUCGCCGACGAUCUCACGAGAGAACAUUUUGAUCGUAUCCGUUCCUGCCUGCCUUCUUCUAUCCUUACAUUCCUCAGGGCUACUCACCAAAUGCCUCAUGAGUCUCCGAAGCUCACCCACUGAGGGCUCCUUCCAAAGGCUACAAAGAAAUAAAACUCAUCAAAGAGAAUGUAGAGUAGUGAUGCACAUACUCGUAUGUUGAUUACGAGGUUCCGGUGAAAGAUGGUAAUUGGUCGACCAUAGUCUUCGCCCGCCUGCUUGAGGUCAUCGGCUUUGACCAUAUAAUUAAAGUUUUAUGCUUGGAAUAGAAUUUGACCGGACAGAUGGCCAUGGCCAAUCAAUACAAGUAAAUUGAUUCAACUUUUACGAAAAAUAA